Dendroctonus ponderosae (mountain pine beetle) is the source of this 2363-nucleotide messenger RNA. RefSeq names its product prolyl hydroxylase EGLN3 (gene Hph). Gene Ontology annotation, biological process: peptidyl-proline hydroxylation to 4-hydroxy-L-proline; cellular response to hypoxia. The record is from RefSeq and is a predicted model, not a curated record. Gene Ontology annotation, molecular function: peptidyl-proline 4-dioxygenase activity; L-ascorbic acid binding; ferrous iron binding. Gene Ontology annotation, cellular component: nucleus; cytoplasm. The transcript has 4 exons. The coding region runs from base 494 to 1717 and encodes 407 amino acids. Lineage: Eukaryota; Metazoa; Arthropoda; Insecta; Coleoptera; Curculionidae.
GUGUGGUUCAAAUAUUCCGUGGCGCCGUUGGGAAAUGACAACAGCGUAUGGCGGCCAUGUUAGUUGUAUACAGCGAAGAUAAGCAAGGUGACGUUUUAAUUCAGUGAUCAAAAAACACCGUUUUCAGCAAGUUUUUCGGAAAACCCCGUUUUAAAAAUGAAUUUUCGCAAUAUUUUUAACAGAGCAGAUAGUGUGAGGAAACCCCCGCAAGCGUCCGUGUUCAGGGCAGUCCGCUAUUAGUCAGUUUCUAUUUUUAGAUAGGCGACAUUAAAUUCCCGUUGGAAAGUGCGUGCGGAUCUAAUACCGAUUUGUUGAAACUUAGAGGAAUGAAACUCACAUCCAGAUCCAGAGCCGAAAAAAGCUGGAUUUAUCCCAUUGCGAAUCAGCUGUUUGUCCAUGUGGUGGCGCCCCCUACCAAAGCGAUUUAAAUGCCACUGACAAUCAAAUGUCAAACCCCAGUCUCAAAGCGCAUAUAAGAAGAGAGGUUUGAAAAAUGAGUUCACAAGCAGAUAAACCGCGAGUUGGAUGUUUUGUAUGUAGUUCGGUCGAUAAUCUACUGCGGUGUGCCCGAUGUAAAGCGAUUUACUACUGUUCCAGAGAGCAUCAGAAGAGAGACUGGAAGCGACACAAAGCUGGUUGUAAACAGUUGAAUCCUGGGGCUCCAAACGGCCCUUCGACUAGCAACGAUUCAAAUUCAGUCGAGCAGAGAUACGGGCAUUUGUUUACCAACUCAGUGGCGUCUUUGUUGCCCAUUGAGGGCAGCUCAGAGAGCGAGAUCCUGAGCACGGCGGGGGAGCUUCUAGGGGAGACCUACACUGGGGCUUUCAACAACAACAUCGACGACAAAAGUUCCAGCGAAGAGUCCCUAAAGUGCGCCAAAUCAGCCAUGCCGAUUGCAGGCGAGAAUAUCGUGAAGCCAGUCAAAGGCAUGAAGUAUUUCCCUGAAGUGGCGCUAGCUGGGGGCUCGGCCCCCUUUCAGCACAGCAUAGACGACGUUGUGUUGGAGAGCAUGUGCAGAAACAUUAUUGAAGACCUAAGUGAUUACGGUUUAUGUGUGCUGGACAAUUUCCUCGGCUUCGAGGAGGGCAACAGGGUGAUGGCCGAAGUGCUCAACAUCAAGGGCACAGGAGCCCUGAGAGACGGCCAGCUGGUCUCAACAAGGGGAAAGGCCAAGGAGGACCUGAAGACCAUUCGGAGUGAUAAGAUUUGCUGGGUGCAUGGCAAGGAGCCCGACUGCGAGCACAUCGGCUAUUUGAUUGGGCGGGUGGACACCCUCAUUACGAGGGCCAAUAGAAUGUUCAAUAACGGCAAGCUGGGACAGUACAACAUCAAUGGAAGGACCAAAGCGAUGGUGGCAUGCUAUCCAGGCUCUGGGGCUCACUAUGUGAAACAUGUGGAUAAUCCAAAUAGAGACGGCCGUUGCAUAACAGCCAUCUAUUAUUUGAAUCGCAACUGGGACGUGGAUCAAUACGGGGGCCUGCUGAGGAUAUUCCCGGAAGGAUGGCGAGAGGAUAAAGUUGCCGAUAUAGAGCCACUGUUUGAUCGGUUGCUAUUCUUCUGGUCGGACCGGCGAAAUCCCCAUGAAGUACAACCAGCUUUUGCUACGAGGUACGCCAUAACGUUGUGGUACUUCGAUGCUGCGGAGAGAGAAGAGGCUGUGAGACGUUACGAUAAAGAACGUUUAGCUUUAGAAAAAUCUACCUCAUCGUCCACCUGACUGAUGGCGAACAAGCGCCUGAAACUUGUUUGACCGCCCUCGACCUGAAGACCGAGGCCAUGCCGGGUAAAAAUCGCCUCUUGUACAUAGCCAUACGGUGUGAUAUUUACUUACCGCCUCCUGGGUACACAACAUAUUUAAACAGUUUUCUUUAAAAGACUUUGGCUUACGUUUUAUCCGUUUAUUUUCUAGCCGCGGAAUCACUUUCAAUAUGCCCUGUUAAUUAAUUAAGCGCAGUUUGGGAAAGGUAAGUUUUCCUCAGUAUUUGUUCUUUAACUAGAUUUUAAGGCGACUGGUUUGAUUCUCAGGCAGAUCGUUCUGAAGGUUCAUUGCUCUUUUUCAAUGGAAUAUCGGCAUUCCUGCUGAUUAUUGUUAACCGACGGGUAAAAGGACUGAGUUCGUUUUCAAGAAAAUCAACGAUCUGCCUGGAACUAUCGCGCAAAUUUCCCGAUCUAAUUUAAUGUAGGCCCAUCUGCGCCUGUGUUGUGUGAUAAGUAAAUGUUGUCAUUGUUUUUACUACAUGAAAACGUGAGUACUACCACGUAAGUUGUAGAUAUAUAUCCGAUAUUGUAAUGUAUAAAGUAUGUUAAGAAAAAGCAACAUUAUUUUGUUAAAGACUCGAAAGAAAUAAAAUCAAAUACCCAAA